Prunus dulcis (almond) is the source of this 520-nucleotide messenger RNA. RefSeq names its product linoleate 9S-lipoxygenase 6-like. Gene Ontology annotation, biological process: lipid oxidation. The transcript has a single exon. Bases 144 to 518 code for a protein of 124 amino acids. NCBI's taxonomy places the organism in Eukaryota, Viridiplantae, Streptophyta, Magnoliopsida, Rosales, Rosaceae. The record is from RefSeq and is a predicted model, not a curated record. Gene Ontology annotation, molecular function: oxidoreductase activity, acting on single donors with incorporation of molecular oxygen, incorporation of two atoms of oxygen; metal ion binding.
UACAAGAAGGAAGCACCAAAUCGUCCAUAUAAAAAUCUAAAAAUCUAAAAAGCAAUAAAUAUUAAAUAGAUUAUAGAAAAUUCAACAAGAAGUACCCUUAUGCAGGCUACCUCCCCAACCGCCCUACUAUAAGCCGAAAAUUCAUGCCUGAGAAAGGAACUCCUGAGUACAAAGAGCUCGAAUCCAGCCUCGAUACAGUUUUCUUGAAAACAAUUACUGCUCAGCUGCAGACAGUGCUUGGCAUUGCCCUUAUUGAAAUUCUGUCAAGGCAUUCUACUGAUGAAGUGUAUUUGGGGCAGAGAGACACUCCUGAAUGGACAGCCGACACAGAACCAUUGAAAGCCUUCGAUAAAUUUGGAAAGAAACUGGCUGAAAUUGAGGACAGAAUUACAAGUAUGAACAAUGAUGAGAAACUGAAGAACCGAGUUGGACAGGUGAAGGUGCCCUACACUUUGCUAUUUCCUACUAGCGAAGGAGGACUUACUGGCAGGGGAAUUACCAACAGUGUCUCAAUCUAAGU